AUGACGGUGACCAUCGAUAGCCUUCCUGCAGAGCUCCGAAAACAGAUCUCCCUCUUGGUCCUUGAUCAUUCCUGGCAUGAUUUGUCUGCCCUAAGCCAAGCCAGUCGGACCUGGCACAACGUUGCGGCUCCUCAGCUAUAUAUGGACCUUCGCAUCAAGUUCCACGAUCUGACAAGCUUGCAACAUGAUGUCUCUGAGUUUUAUACCGAUGGCCUUGGGCGGCAGUACCUGCGUUAUGCCCGCAAGCUUGAUCUUCUUUGCCUUGCAAAACCAACGUGGAUAAAUACUCAAAAAGCCAAAGAUCUCUGGAAGCAGAAAAACUGGUACAACGAAUUUAUCAGCUUCAAGCCACGAGCUGCGGAGGACGGCUUUCUCUCCGGGAUAUUAACUGAAUUUCAUGACAAGGAUCUCCUCUUUCUCCGCGCUUUUAACUAUGUGGUGGUGAACACAUUCCCCACGGUUAUCCUCAAAGCACUCCAACAGUUCCACCCCACUUGUCGCCUGAAUAUCUGGACAUCCCAAUGCCCUUCUAUCGAUAUUGAUGGUCUAGGACGCUCCUGUAAGCUGGUGAGGAAGGAGGCUCGAAGGCCAUUUGAUCUCCGCAUCCUACGCGCACCGACACUCCACACGCUGAAGGUAGUUUACACGAUGGGGUUGCAUCCGCGAGAAUGGCGAUGGAUACACCUCGACGAGCCCAUGCCACUCAUCUUCACUGCCCCCAAUUUAAAGCAUUUGAUCAUCGACGACAAACGCGAAGGCCGUGACAAUCCAAUCGAGAUAGUGAAAGAGGAGUGGGAAGACUUCAUCUCCUUCUACAGCAAGCUUGUCCCAGUUGCCCCGGCCACCUAUUCCCUCGAGUCCCUGAGUUUCCGAAGUGACGGUGCCGGGUUGGCUCAGGAGCAGAUCCUGCUGCGCGUUUCCACCAUUACCGACCUAUCUCGACUACGGUCGCUGGAGAUUGGGGUCUAUUCGGAGCCAGAGCUGUUGGCGCAAGUAGCUGCGCGAUUGACCGGACUAGAACGGCUGUACAUCAAGAUGGUCCCGCGGUCCAAUGGGGUCCGUCGUGGGGUCGCUCCAGACCGCGAAGAGAUGAUUGCCGCCGUGCGGGCUUUCCGUCCGUUGAAAUACCUCCGCCUGAUCAGCCUGCGGAGCUUCUCAUCCCUCGAUCGGAUUGUCUCGCACCACGGCCGGGCACUGAAAGGGCUGAGUUUGGAGGCCUCGUACCGCCAACGACAGCAACCUGACGAUGAGGGCCACAAGUACCCCGUCAAUGACGGCGAGCAGCUCCGGUACUUGGCUCGACUCUGCCCCGAGCUGGAAGAACUCCAUCUCCCGCUGCUGCGCACGGGUGGCGAUGCCCGCGAGUGCGAUUUAUACCGGGCAAUCGGCCAGUGGAGCCAUCUCCGUCAGGUCGUUCUUGACUUGGACUGCGAUCCGCGGGUUGCUGGGGUGGCCGAUGAAAGAGACGUUCUGGGUGACCUCACGUGUCUUCGGGAGAUCCUCCACAACGCUGCCAUCGACGAGGCGCUUGCCGCAGGCAUCUUCAAGCUCAUGUGUUCCGGUCAGGCUAACGAAUCGCUCAAGCAGGUCCGCGUCAAUCUCUUGUCACUUGGGAUUAUUUUCCCCCAGUCACUGGUCAACGUUCUCCGGCAAAUUAGUCAGUCGUUCCUCGUCACCCGGCCUGGGUUACCGCCAACUGCGGAACUGCAAGUCCAGGCGGUUGGGACCGUCGCGUGGCAGCUGUGGCAUGAAUGGAUCCUCGUUGACGACCCGUCCAUGCGGACUCCGCCGCCGGUCCAACAGAUACUGGAGGAGUGGUGGCCGCUAAACUCGGAUCGAAAUCGCAGUAAGAGCUGGGAGGAGAUACCGCUGCUGGUUAAGAGCUUUCCUUUGGAGGCUGGUAUUGAGCGCGACAGUGAUGCGCGAGAUAAUAGAGGCAGCAGCAUAGGAGACGCGAGCAGCUGA
Aspergillus fijiensis CBS 313.89 is the source of this 1965-nucleotide messenger RNA. RefSeq lists its product as uncharacterized. The coding region runs from base 1 to 1965 and encodes 654 amino acids. NCBI's taxonomy places the organism in Eukaryota, Fungi, Ascomycota, Eurotiomycetes, Eurotiales, Aspergillaceae. The transcript has 3 exons. The record is from RefSeq and is a predicted model, not a curated record.